Hemibagrus wyckioides is the source of this 1823-nucleotide messenger RNA. It is a transcript of the gene nipsnap2, whose product is annotated as nipsnap homolog 2. Gene Ontology annotation, cellular component: mitochondrion. The coding region runs from base 63 to 923 and encodes 286 amino acids. The record is from RefSeq and is a predicted model, not a curated record. The transcript has 10 exons. NCBI's taxonomy places the organism in Eukaryota, Metazoa, Chordata, Actinopteri, Siluriformes, Bagridae.
CCCCUGGUGGACGUAGUGCGCACUCCACCCUUUUAUUUCCGACAGGGUUCUGGUAAGUGAAGAUGGCGACCGGAGGAGUCCUUCAGCGCUGCUUAAGCGGCCUUCGCUCGGCGAAAUACAACGCCAGGACGCAAGUGCACGUCCAUCUUAUCAGGGGAUUGUCGUCAUCCGGUCACAGAAAUCGAGAGGAGAGCUGGUUUAAAUCUCUGUUUGUGCGUAAAGUGGACCCAAGAAAAGACGCCCAUUCUCACCUGCUGGCAAAGAAAGAAGAAAGUAACCUUUAUAAAAUUCAAUUUCACAAUGUGAAGCCUGAAUGUCUGGAUGCUUAUAACAAACUUUGUGAGGAUGUGUUGCCUUCGAUCCAUGUGGAUAAAUACUACCCCUGCGAGCUGGUGGGAACAUGGAACACCUGGUAUGGAGAACAAGACCAGGCUGUCCAUUUGUGGAGAUACCGCGGAGGCUACCCAGCCCUGACCGAAGUCAUGAAUAAGCUGAAAAAUAACAAGGAAUUUAUGGAGUACAGACAGGAACGGGGGAAGAUGCUGCUCUCUCGCCGUAAUCAGCUGUUGCUGGAGUUUAGUUUCUGGAAUGAGCCAGUUCCACGCGAGGGACCAAAUAUAUAUGAACUUCGAUCAUACCAAUUAAGACCAGGAACCAUGAUUGAAUGGGGGAAUUACUGGGCUCGAGCCAUUCGCUAUCGCCAGCACAACCGGGAGGCCGUCGGAGGUUUUUUCUCUCAGAUAGGAAGUCUUUACAUGGUCCAUCACCUAUGGGCGUAUAAGGACCUGCAGUCCAGAGAGGACACUCGCAAUGCAGUGUGGCAGCAUGAGGGCUGGAAUGAAGUGGUGUACUACACAGUGCCCCUGAUUCAACACAUGGAGUCCAGAGUUAUGAUUCCAAUGAAGGCCUCACCCCUGAAGUAACUUUCAACUUUCACAAGCUUAAGACAUGCAUUCACAUGGGAACCAAGGCUGUAUAUGUAUUAUUCCAUUUCACUAUCCUUUCUGGUCAUCAAAUAAAUAAAAGCACUCCAAAUCCGUACCAGCAAAUAGAGUUGAGAAAUCGUGAAUGGAUUUGAAAGAUUAUGAACUUUGUACUCCUUGAGAAGUAAAGAUGAUUGGAUUUAUGAUGUCACAAGUCUUUGAGAAAUACAUCUUGGCAAACCUUAAAGUUCUGGCAUCUUCACACGCAUUACAUCUUAGCAUUGUGGCCCAACUCAUAUAUACAUGUAUUUAAAAGAGAAAAAGUAUUAUAAGGUCUUUAAAUGUUCUAUUAUUAAAUUCGCUGUGGUGCUGCAUUUGUUCAUGUAAAUAAAGAAGGCUGUUCAAUGUAAGUGGGAGAAAGAAAUCUACAUUUUGCACAGCACUGUAAAAUCACUUUAAAAUGUGCUAGAUGGUAACAGAGGGAUUUUUUUAUUUUUACUUUUAUUUUACAUGAUAAAAGUAUAAUAAAUAUUCUGUCCAUUCAGAGAAAACAGAAAACUCCGUCUAUAUCGAAACUACUUCCUAUUUUGUGGGGUUUGGAAAACAUCCUUGUACUGUAUGGCAUGUAGAAUGUAAACCUGCAUGCUGAGUUUUAACAGCCAUUUUUUUUUAGUUGUAUUGUAAUGUUAUAAACAAACAAUUGUUAUUUAUUUAUAUUUUGCAGGCUACUGUGAUACUGGAUAUUGAGCUCUGACCUCAAAAGUAUGUCUUUGUGUUUUGUUUUUUGCUUAUUUUAUUUCCAGUUGCGAUUUCUUAAAUUACAAUUACAUAUGACCUGUACUGUAUCAGUCAAUAUGUAUACAAGUGAUCCUGUACAAUAAAGUAUACACUGUUCCCCAA